Tigriopus californicus is the source of this 7128-nucleotide messenger RNA. RefSeq names its product carboxypeptidase D-like. The record is from RefSeq and is a predicted model, not a curated record. Gene Ontology annotation, biological process: proteolysis. Gene Ontology annotation, molecular function: metallocarboxypeptidase activity; zinc ion binding. NCBI's taxonomy places the organism in Eukaryota, Metazoa, Arthropoda, Copepoda, Harpacticoida, Harpacticidae. The transcript is spliced from 6 exons. Bases 1370 to 6565 code for a protein of 1731 amino acids.
UGAUGGUAUGGUUCUAUCAUGUGUGGAUUUGUGCGAUUACUUGAACCCUCUGUGCUCCGUGUGGCCCUUUAGCUCAAUCAGGUUGUGGCUGACCGCUGCCACCAUCCGAUCCCCCGGAUUCCAUCCACUAACCCACCCGUGGUUGGAUCCUUUACAGUGUGGCCUGUUGCCCUGAGGGAAUUGUCCCUUCCGUCCGUCCAACCAACUAACAUCCAUCCAUCCAUCCAUCCAUCUAUCCAUCCUCAGAUUCAUUGGCCCUUUCAUGCGUCCGUCCGCUUUUUGUUUGAUUCCGUGGAGCAUCGGACCAAUUGGACCAAGAGACAGAUCGAGUGCCACGGACGGGCCAACUUCUUUUUCUCAUUCUCGAUCGAUCUCGUGAAGCGGAUGACACCGAUUGACUUGGAUUUGGGAGGUUUGACGGUGGUUGAACCAGCAGCCUGCUUCCCACGGAGGAUCUGAGGAAGGAUAGUUCGAUGGUUCCACAGUUUGAUAGAUGGCACCCAUGACCAACUAAGACCAUACAAGCAGUGUUGACGGUAUACCGUUUCGCCCAGAAACUUGGAAGGCGCGGGAACUGGAGUGGAAGGAGAGGACCCUUCUUCUUUUACCCUGGAGUCAGUCAGUCAGUCAGUCACUUACUUACUUACUUACUUACUUACUUCCUCACUGUGUUGUUUCUGUCUUCUGUGUCUGUCUCCUUCUUGGACCAGAGGACUCCUCCGUCCCUGUGGGUCGAUCUCUAUUCAUCCUGUUCCAUCCCUCGGGCUCGGUAAGGGGUCCCGUGUCCCGACUGUACACCAACACUGCUCACUCAGAGGAAGCCACACACACACACACACUCGCGCACACACACUCGCGCACCCAAGGACUCAGCCAGCCAGGAAGCCGGGAAGCCAGGAAGCCAGGAAGCCAGGAAGGGACCGAGGGAGCCAAGGACCCAAGGACCCAAGGACCAAAGGACCAAAGGAGCGAAGGAGCGAGCGUGAAACAAGGCUAGAAGAUACUCGGAACUAAAAAGAAAGAGCGAGAUAGGAUUCGCCCCGUGAAUGGCUCAUAAUUUGCACGCGCGCCAACGGCCUCUUCCAUUGGCCUUUCAUCUUGGCCUUCAAGGGGCCCAUCGAGAUCCAUAAUUGACCGAGCGAGUGGACGGGAUCAUCACGGAGGCCAGGCCCACUUUGGACAAAAGUGUCACAUCUUGGGUGUGUCAGAGCUGGCGUGUGCGGAAUUCCCUUGAGCUCAUGUAACUAGGUGUCUCUCUCUAUCUUUGGCCCAUCUGCCACCCACCAAGCCAGCCUCUCAAUCAUCGGAUGGGCAUGUCGGACCGACCUCGGCGGUGUUGGACUUCACGAGCUGCCUCUCUUGUCAUGUCAUGAACAGACUAUUGCGACGGACGAUGGCGUGGCUCGCGAUUCUCUUGGGAGUGGGGCUGGGUUUAGAUCACUCUCAGGCGGAUGCUUGGGACCUGAGUGCGUCGGACCUCCGGUAUCAUAACUACACCGCUUUGAAGGCCCAGUUUGAGGCUUUGGUGGACGAUUUCCCGGGCCUGGCCUCGCUAGAAAGCGUGGGACAAAGCGUGGAAGGUCGGGAAUUGUUCGUGCUCCACAUUGGCCACCGUCUGAAAGCGGCACGUCGUCGACGCUGGACAAGCAGCUGGACAACCAGCUCGAGGCGGCGAAGUAGUGGACGCAGUUCUCGGCCCUUGGGCCAUCCCAUGUUCAAAUGGGUCGGUAAUAUGCACGGCAACGAGGCCGUGGGACGAGCCAACAUAGUGUUCAUGGCCGAAUUCUUAUUGCGCAAUUACGGCCACGAUGACCGGAUCACGCGCAUUGUCAACUCCACCGACUUGUGGCUGAUGCCCUCUAUGAAUCCGGAUGGUUUCGAACGAGCCCGUGAGGGCGAAUGUGACCUGAGUGGUCGAGGAGGCCGGGGCCGAACCAACGCCCAUAAGCAGGACUUGAAUCGGAACUUUCCAGAUCAAUUCCACGAUGGGACCGAUCGAGAAUCGUUGCUGAGAGAUCGUGAACCGGAAACCUUGGCCAUCAUGAACUGGGUUGUCAUGGAGCCCUUCGUCCUUUCCGCCAAUCUUCACGGCGGCUCCGUGGUGGCCAGUUACCCGUUCGACGACUCUUUGGCCGGGUUUGGAUAUUCUGCGGCCCCGGAUGAUAAGGUGUUUCGAGCAUUGGCCAAAACUUACGCCAGUCAUCAUGACACCAUGAAAACUGGCCGUGUUUGUGACGAUGACACGUUCGAAAGCGGCAUCACUAAUGGCGCCCAAUGGUAUGACGUGCCGGGCGGAAUGGAGGACUUUAAUUAUGUUCAUUCCAAUUGUUUUGAAAUCACCGUGGAAUUGUCCUGCUGCAAGUAUCCACCCGCGUCUCAAUUGGCUCAUGAGUGGAACCUCAAUAAGGAAGCCAUGCUCAGCUACAUGGAGGCCGUUCAUUGGGGCUUUCAUGGCCUCGUUCUCACCGAGGACUCGGACAAUGAGCAACCGCUUUACAAAGCCGUGAUUGAAGUGAAAGGGAUCGCCCAUAACUUGACCACAACGAUUCGCGGCGAAUUCUGGAGACUUUUGGCGCCGGGCGAGUACGAAUAUCGCGUGCACGCGUACGGCUUCCAAAGCACCGAAUUUGCACCCAUCUCCAUUCCCGAGGGAGGCUUAAAAGACAUGAUGAGAAUUCGACUGAAACGAGAAGAGACCGAAUCAAGUGAUAGCAGUGCGACGACAGAAACGAGCGCUCAAGUGGUCGAGCAAGUCGCUGCUCCAACUCUACGAUCUGACGGGUUUCUCCGUCCGCCCGAAUUCAAGUAUCAUCACUACGACGAUCUCAAAGCCUUUUUGUCCUUUUACGCCCAUCAUUACUCGAACAUUUCUCGACUCUAUUCCAUUGGCCAGUCAGUCGAAGGUCGUGAGCUUUGGGUGAUUGAGAUCUCGGAUCUUCCGGGGCAGCACGAGAGGCUCGAGCCGGAGUUCAAAUAUGUAGGCAAUAUGCAUGGGAACGAGGCCGUGGGACGAGAAAUGCUGCUCAAUCUGGUUCAAUACCUGCUCGAAGGUUACGGGCGAAAUAAACGAAUCACCCACCUGAUUGACUCGACUCGGAUUCAUAUCCUACCCUCCAUGAAUCCCGAUGGCUUUGAAACCGGGAGAGAGAAUGACCGCGACGGCUUCGUGGGUCGGGCCAAUGCCCGAAGAGUCGACCUGAAUCGGGACUUCCCGGACCAGUUCAAAUCCAGUGCUCCCGGCAAGGUGUUCCAACCCGAGACUCGAGCCGUCAUGGAUUGGUCUCGAGGCACACCCUUUGUACUGUCUGCUAACCUGCAUGGCGGCUCCCUCGUGGCCAACUACCCGUUUGAUAGCAAUCCGAAUGGGCUGAGAAUCAACACGCCCAGUCCGGACAAUGAGUUGUUCAAGGAGCUGGCAUUGGCUUACUCGCAAGCCCACACCACAAUGCACUUGAAACGCAGCUGUCCCUACUCCAACGAGGUGUUCCCCAAAGGCAUCACCAACGGCGCCCAUUGGUAUGUCCUGAAUGGGGGCAUGCAGGACUGGAAUUACCUGCAUACCAACGAUUUCGAAAUCACCCUCGAGAUCUCGUGUUUCAAGUAUCCACCCGCCUCAACUCUGAAGGAUUUUUGGCGACAAAACCAAGAAGCCCUAGUGACCUAUAUGGAACGUGUACACAUGGGCAUCAAAGGUAUGGUUCUGGAUCCCUCCCACCAUCCCAUUCCCAACGCCACCAUAGAGGUUCACGAGGUACGCCACAAUGUGAAAGGCACAAGUGCGGGCGACUACUUCCGUCUGCUGCGUCCAGGUGAAUACACGGUGAGUGUGAGCGCUCCCGGUUUUGAAAGACGCACCCAAACGAUAUCCGUUCCGAGAGCGCUCAUGGAUCCACAAACAGGCGCUUUUUCGGCCAAAGUGCUGAAUUUCACGCUCACGCCAGACCAUAUUGAAGCCUGGUCGUUGGAGCAAGAUUUCGAAUUAAAAGCCAAUCUGAAGUCCACGUACAUGACCAACUCGGAGAUCGAAGCGACGGUGGCCAACUUCGAGAACGAGUAUCCGAACCUGGUGGAAGUGUUCAUGAAUGAGGCGUCUUGGAGCAAUGUCAUUUCAGCUCUGCUCCUCUCCGACAAGUCGACCGACGAUGACUCCGAGGACCGGAAGGCCAAUGUCGCCAUUUUUGGCGGUCUGUACGCCUCUCAACCUUUGGGUCGCGAAAUGGUCGUGCGUUUAGCUCGUCAUAUGGGCGAGGGCUUUAAGCGCGGAAAUCCCCAUAUCGUCGAUCUAUUCAAGAGGGUCAACCUUUACCUGAUUCCCAUGGUGGACAUAGAUGGCUUUAGCAUGAACUUGGAAGGCGAGUGUACGUAUGAUCGAGAGCGAAAAAUGGAAUUUGAGGCCGGAUCCAAGUUUUCCCGCAAAGGUUCCGUACCGUCGGAAGUGAAGGCCGUAAAGACGUUUCUGGACACGCAUCCCGUGGAUGUGGCCUUAUCCAUCGAAGGUGAGGGCAUGUUCAUGCGAAUGCCUUGGGACGAUAUGUCCCCGACGUCUGAUCGCCAUCCGGACAUUGAUCAGAGUCUCCAGUUCUUGGCCCAGGCCUUUUUCCGUGCACACCCUGUCAUGUCCAACACCACGACCCUUGAACCCAUCUGCUCGUUACCCAACUCCCCCACGGGGCUCAUUGCCGGUUCCCAGAUGGGCAAGUACAAAGGCACUCUCUUGGACUACGCUUACUCCAAGUUCGACGUGAGCAUCGUGAGUGCGCACAUCUCUUGUUGUGAUUUUCCUAGCGGACUGAUGCUCACCAAAAUUUGGCGUCAAAACUUAAAACCUCUCGAGGCUUUCAUUCAAGCUGCGGGCCAAGGCAUUUACGGCCAAAUCGUCGAUCUUCACGGCAACCCUUUGCCUGACACGCGUCUGAUUCUCAAUGAUGUACGACCCAUUCAUGUCCACCCCCAAAAUGGUCGGUUUCAGGUCGUCCUGCCAGCGGGAAAGUAUUCGCUGUCGUUAUCGCUGGCUAGUUUUGAAAACAAAACCGUUCAGGUUCAAGUUCAGAUGGGCAGUCGAGUUCGGAAAAACAUUGUCAUGGAUUCGUUGUUGGACGAAGGCAUGGUAUUUUAUCCCACCACGGCCAUAUCUCAGCACCUUGUCGAGCUUUCUCAAAAGUACAGUGACCUCAUGCGGGUGUAUCCCUUGGGACGGUCCGUUGACAAUCGUCCCAUCGAGGCCAUUGAAAUCUCCCGAAAUCUGAAGCGAAGCCACCUGAAGGGCGGGAUCAAGAUCGUGACGGGGUUACAUGGGCAAAAAGAUGUCAUGGCCAUCGAACUGGCCAUGGCUUUAGCGAAUUUCCUCUUGACUCACCAUGAAAAAGACGACGAAGUUGCCAAGCUGGUCGACCGGUAUAGCAUUCACAUCAUUCCCAUGGUCAAUGUGGAUCGAGUCACAAGUGACUCCUUGGCUCCUCCAACCAAUCAGAAUUGUUCUUCAGCGCCUGAGAGUGGCUUCAAUGAACACGCUGUGGAUCUGGAAGAGGACUUUUUUAACCCAGGAGUCACCAAUCCCCAACCUGAGAGUCAAGCACUCAUGAAUCUCAUGAAUCAAAGGUCCUUCCUGCUUUCCCUCUUCUUCAAAGGCCAUUCAAGCGACAUCACCCUGCCCAAGGUGUCAAUUCCCAGGACGGCGAGGCUAGCUCAGGUCUUGGCCAAAACGUAUAUUGAUCAGCUCAGAUCUGAUUACAUCUCGCCGUGUUCCGCCCCCCCUAUGGGGACCAGUGGCCCUCGUCGUCGUGGUCCCGCCCUAAGCAUCGCCACCAGUCCGUCGAAUAUGCUCAACUACAAUUGGGCCGAGAAAGGAAUCCUGGAACUGUCGAUUGGAGUCGGUCCCUGUUGUCGGAUCGAGCAAUCCGAGAGCGAAGUCUCAAGACUCUGGUUUCGUCAUCACCUCAGUCUGAUCAACCUCCUGUCUGCCAUCGAAGGCAUUCACGUACAGAUUGACAACUGGACGGCUUCGCAGACCGCCACGGUCCAAAUCAAGGAAACUCAGAGUGUGUUUCCCGUGUGGGACUACGGCCAAUGGUGGCACAUUCUUCCAGCUGGUCAGUAUACGGUGACCGUAAAAGUGUCUGGCCACAAUGACAUGAUCAAGGUGGUCACGGUCAUCCCGGAGUCCAUUACGGAUGUGGUAUUCGCCUUACCAGCUGGCCAAGAUCACAUGCCCGGUCUCUUGAUCUUCACCUUGGUCACACUGAUGUGCUUUGGCGCGCUGGGCUUGAUCUACUAUUGCCGCUAUCGUCAGAGGAUGAGAAAAACCCGCCGCCAGAGCUACAACGGGUUUUCUUUAUUGGCCAGAGAUGAGCGGAACCUCUUUCUUGAUGACGAUGGGGAUGACGACGAGGAUGACGACGAGAUUGAGUUCCUCAGCGACAACGCGAAGCCCUACAACGACGUGAGAAAACCAAAGAACGGCAAGGUGUAUCAAGAUUUGCCCACAUCCAGCAGCGAGGACGACGAAGCACUCUUGAGUGCCCGCUAUACCAAAAACAACGGCACCAAUGGGACAAUGGUUCGUUGACAGACACGGUCUGUCUCUCUUUGAAUUCCGUGAAGAACCGUCGCACCUGAUUUGAUUUCCCUGAUAACUAACUACCAUGGUACUCGCCGACAACCUGCUUAAUCUUCAUGUUUUUAAAAGGAUCAACUGAACUGUGAUAGCUGAAUCAUCUGUUUCCCCUCACCCCUUCCCCUCUGCCUUCCCAUCGGACCUCGGAUGUCUAGUACUCGUAAAUAUACCUUGAUCCCGCACGGAUCAGUGUUCAAAAGAAUGAGAGCCCUCCCUGACUCGUCUUUUCUUUCUCCAGUCAAUCCGUGGACGGCCCCGUCCGUCUGAUUUCUGUUGACAUUUUCUAUUGCUACAUCAUCUCUCUCCAAGAUCAACAUCAUCAUCAUCAUCAUCAUUCUCCUUCUUCUUCAACAACCACAUCCCCGAGUUCCCAAUAUUAUUAGCGUCCCAAAGUUUACAUCGUUUUCACAUCAGACCAGAAAUCUCGUUAACGCCUUGUUAUUGCCUUGUUGGCUGUUUUGAAGUGCUACACUUACGAAACACAAAAUAGAAAAGAAACACUGAAAAAUCUAAAA